Messenger RNA from Phaeodactylum tricornutum CCAP 1055/1, 742 nucleotides. RefSeq lists its product with no specific name. Gene Ontology annotation, molecular function: DNA-directed RNA polymerase activity. Lineage: Eukaryota; Bacillariophyta; Bacillariophyceae; Surirellales; Neidiaceae. The record is from RefSeq and is a predicted model, not a curated record. Gene Ontology annotation, biological process: DNA-templated transcription. The coding region runs from base 60 to 509 and encodes 149 amino acids. The transcript has a single exon. Gene Ontology annotation, cellular component: RNA polymerase II, core complex; RNA polymerase III complex; RNA polymerase I complex.
CUUCGAACCGACCCGCAUAUUUGAUUUGGUGACAAAAACUCAGCCUGUAGCAAGACAGAAUGGAAUCUUCAGCCAAAGUAACCCUGUUUGAAGAUAUUUUCGAGAUCACGGCACUGAAUCCUGAUGGCUACAAAUUCGAACGUGUCAAUCGGAUUCAGGCAACGGGAACCACAUUUGAAUGCGAGCUACUGCUGGACAUUAAUUGCGAAAUCUAUACGCUUCGGGAAACGGAUAAAUUCACUCUCGUGCUCGCCUCCACGCUGCAUUUGGACGGGUCUCCUGCCGACCAUUUCAGCUACGUACCGGCCAAUUCUGCCGAACCAAGUUUGGCCGACAAUUACGAAUACGUCAUGCAUGGCCGUGUGUUUGACAUGUCGUAUCAAAAGGACGGGACUGUGGUUAUUGCAAUCAGCUACGGUGGAUUGCUGAUGCGAUUAACGGGGGAUCAAAGGCAUUUGUCCAGUAUUUUGCCAGAUCAGAGGCUCUACUUGCUGCUGAAGAAAGACUAACAUUAAAGGCUUUAAAGACAGUCGGCAAUUUGAUAACAAUGCAGCGAGUGCAGAAACGGAUCGUCUCAGCACAGGGGUUUUCUUGGAGCCAAACCAGUUGCAAAAAUCAAUGUUCUUCCACUGCCACAAUCAGGUUUCCAUUCGUUAGGUCUUGCCAUGCGGCGCUAUUCCUUUUCGUUAAAUCCUCCAUUGCUUUGGUAGAUUAUCAAUAGACAACAAGCCUUAGGAACGGU